Molecule: messenger RNA, 3551 nt
Organism: Stylophora pistillata
Lineage: Eukaryota; Metazoa; Cnidaria; Anthozoa; Scleractinia; Pocilloporidae
Product: gamma-aminobutyric acid type B receptor subunit 1
Biological process (GO): gamma-aminobutyric acid signaling pathway; G protein-coupled receptor signaling pathway
Cellular component (GO): membrane; G protein-coupled receptor heterodimeric complex
Molecular function (GO): G protein-coupled GABA receptor activity
Source: RefSeq, a predicted model, not a curated record
CUCUGAAAAGCUUCUAUUCAGCGAACUUCGCUAAACAAGUACCAUCGCAAAGCUUUCUCUUCUGCGCAAACUUCGCUCUCAACUAAAACUAUCUCAUACAAAUUAAGGAUGAUUAACACGAAACAUUAAUAUUCUAGAAUACAAGAUAUUUCUAAUUGUCACGAAUUUCUCGAUAGAACGUGCACCCUUCAAAAGGAAAAGCUAUGCGAAUUAUGAUAACACAAUAGACAAGACAAUCAGGGUCCGCCCAGCCGUUUAUUGUCUUGUAAAUCGUUCUUCUCUCAAUAUUUUUGAUGUAUCAAAACUGAGUUUUCAAGUUAAUUACCUUGUCCAUUUCACUCGCAGGAGCUGGUCAAUUUUGAGAAACAAACCAAACACUUUAAGGCAGGCUUAGCAACUCGGGUAUAUAUUUCACAGCGUCUGAUAUUCUACUUUAAAUACUCCAUUGAUAACAAAACUACUACUGCCAUAACUUAAGAAUCACACAAUUUUACCCGCGUCAAUCCUAACUUUAUAAAGCAACGCCAAUUUCCAUUAGAGGAGUCUUGGAGCGCAGGCGGUGUAAACUAAAAUCACGUUUUGAUUGGAAGAAAGCAUUCAUAAAUCUCUCGAAAGUCUACAAGAAAAACGCGUCGGUUCUAAAGUCAAGACCAACUGUAAUGGCCAGGAAGAGACUCGGGUUUUUUUUGCUUCUACCCCUAAUCUUUUCACAAUGUGAAGCUAAAGAAACACUUUACAUCGGAGGACUGUUUGGUAUCGACACAAGUCGCGGUGGAUGGAACUCGGCAGGAAUCAUUCCCGCCGUUCAGAUGGCUAUCGACGAAAUAAACAACAACAACGAGGUUCUUAAGGAUUAUCACCUAAAACUUUUGAUCAAGGAUUCUGAGUGCAAUGUUGGCGAGGCUGUCCGCAGAACUUUGGAGUACAUAUCAUCUGGGAAACCCAAAAUCAUGUUUCUAGGCCCUGGAUGCUCUAAAGCUGCAAUGCCAGUGGCGGAGGCCAUUCACUACUGGAACAUUGUACAUAUUGGCUUCUCAAAUUCUUCCCCGUUCCUAUCGUCAAAAGACGUGUUUCCCCUUUACUUUCGAAUCAACCCCUCAGAGACGUUCUCCAAUCUGGGGCGAAUUGCGAUUCUCAGACGAUUCAACUGGAAGAAAGUUGCCAUCCUACAACAAAACAACGACGUUUUCACAGGAAUCAGUAACUCUCUAGUUGAUUUGCUGAGCGCUGCUAAUCUAACCGUCCUUGCCUACGAGAGUUACAAAGAUCAUCCAAAGUUAGCCAUAGAGAACCUGAAGAAGAAAGAUGUCCGUAUCAUCUUUGCGUUUUUCUAUCCAGAUCAGCAUUAUGUCACAUUUUGUGAGGCCUUUAAGCAAGGUAUGUAUGGACCGAAAUAUGUGUGGAUUUUGAUCUCUGGUCGAAAUCAGGACAAUUGGUGGAAAAUACAAAGUCCUCUUGUGGAUUGUACUCCGGAGGAAGUACGAAAAGGCCUAAGUAACAACAUCGGAACUGGAGAAAUAAAACUCAGUCCUCUCUCGGGACCAACAAAAUUUGGAAAGACGCCCCAAGAACUCUACGCUGAUUAUCUACAACGCCUCAGCAACUCGGGAUAUUCAGAAAAUACGUUUGCUUCUUAUGGAUACGACGCGGCCUGGGCAUGUGCAAUGACUCUCAACGCAUCGAUUGAUGUCUUGGAAAAACAGAACUUCAAACUGAAUGAAUUCAACUACAGCCUUCCUAACGUGAGCAAAGUCUUUGUCCACAUAAUGAAGAGAAUGUCAUUCGCUGGAAUGACAGGUCAGGUGAAGUUCGACAGCAAUCAUGACCGUAUAACAAAACUGGAGGUCCGACAAAUACAAGGAAACACCGAACGCAGAGUUGCUUUCUACGACAUGGAAAAUGACACUUAUGAAGAGGAUAACAAUAGUAAUUACUUGUGGGACGGUGGCAAAGUCCCCGUCGAUGGUCUAAGAAUAAAAGAAAAGCUGGAAGGAGUUGAUUCAGGGGUGUUGUGGUUUGUUAUCGUUGUAUCAAUUCUCGGAGUUCUGAUGGCCAUCGGAUUCCUCAUAUUCAAUGUAUACAACCAAAAUAUCAGGUACAUUAAAAUGUCGUCACCUAAUCUUAAUAACCUGAUUAUAGUCGGUUGCAUACAUGUCUAUGUGGCGGGUGUACUGUUUGGCUUAAACAAAGAACAAGCAAGUUAUUUGUGCCAGUUGGAGUUAUGGAUUGUCGUGAUUGGAUUCAGCUUAGGCUUUGGAGCGAUGUUGAGCAAAACCUGGAGAGUUCAUGUAAUAUUUCUCAAUACUAAAACUGCGAAAAGGGUUAUCAUACGGGACCGUCAGUUGUUUGGCAUGGUUGCUGUUCUUCUUUUAAUCGAUUUCAUAAUUCUCGUCACGUGGCAGAUUGUCGACCCAGUGACAAGCAAAGUGGAAAACUUGACGUUGCAGGUAUCACUGGAAGAUGACACUGGCAUACAACCGUACAUAACCAUGUGUACCUGCGAUAACAUAACGAUUUGGCUAGCUUGCAUUUAUGUGCAUAAAGGCCUGUUGUUAUUAUUUGGAGCCUAUUUGGCUUGGGAAACCCGCAAAGUGCAUAUUCCCGCUUUAAAUGACAGCAAGCUGAUUGGCUUGUCCGUCUAUAACGUCAUCAUUCCUUGUAUCCUCGUCAUUCCUAUUCUUGGUGUUGUCGCUGACCGACCUACUGUCCAGUUUGGGUUGUCCUCGUUCCUUACCAUCUUCUGUACUUCAUUUACUUUGGGUCUUGUUUUCGUUCCAAAGAUAAUGUUUUUAAGAACCGCAGACGGUAACAGUGUUUCAACCGCCACCGGUUUAACCAUAGAAGGUGGACAAAUGUCCACAAAGGUGGAACCAAAACAUGCUUCCAAAGCAAGCGAGGAGGACGCAAGAGAAACAGAAGAAUGACUUAUCAUGUGAGAGUUAAGAGAAACAAGAGUCUUAGAACAGUAUAAAAAAUCAUGUUUGACUCAAUAGCAGUUGCUAUUCUUCGUGAAAAAUGUUUCUUGGAAAAUUUCUUAAAAUGAGCUGAGUUAAGAAUUUCUCUUGCUUCAAGAAGUGCAUGGGAGAAAAGAAAUGAUAAGUCUUGGUGCCUGACACUUGUUUAACUCUCGUAAGAAAUUUAAGCUGUAUUAAAUUAAAGCGCUAAGCAGCGGAAACAAGCCAACAAAACAAAAAUGUUUCAUUGAUUAUCUCUUGUUUCAUUUGGAGACAUGGUAAUACUUUCAUAGACUACUACGACUUUAGAAUAGAAUACUACGGUAAUAACCAGUCGAGUGCAAUACUGGAAGAGGUUCGUAUUCACCCAGGACUUGCAGAUGCCACUGUUAAAGUCUACUAAAGACUAAAAAAUCAACUAUUCUGAGCAAAAGACAAAUUAUUUCUUAAAAUGAAGUGGAAGCUUCCCUUCCACUGUAAAAAGACCCUAAACUUAACGAGGAAUGUAAAGUAGAAGUACCAAUGCAGUCUUUCAAAGCAGAUUUUGUAUUAUGUAUUUAUCAAUUGUCCAUUAGGAUGUUUGGAAAUAAAGUCAUA